This is a messenger RNA of Fragaria vesca subsp. vesca, 928 nucleotides long. RefSeq lists its product as uncharacterized. The record is from RefSeq and is a predicted model, not a curated record. The transcript has 5 exons. The coding region runs from base 368 to 910 and encodes 180 amino acids. Lineage: Eukaryota; Viridiplantae; Streptophyta; Magnoliopsida; Rosales; Rosaceae.
CCAUUUAUGUAUUGAUUUUUAUUUUUUAGAGUCCACUCCACUCCCAAUUCAUAUCUAUGGAUUUGUGUGUUCCAUUCAAGCUAUUAUUUUAAGCUAAUUUAUUCAGCUGAAAAGGUAAUAGAUCCCGCACAAAACCCAAAUACAACAAAUGGCAGGAGAUUCAACUCAAAAAUAAAAUACCCCCAGAGUUUGGCGUGCCAUCUCUCAUAGUCUUCAUUGAAUCAAAAUGAAAUUCCCCAAAACAUGACAACACUUUGCUGUUGUGGAAUCUAAUGGAGCAUUCAAAGUUGAAACUUGAAACCUCUGAUUCUCAGAACCUCCUGAUCUGGGAAAUUGGUUCGCUAGCUACCGAUAUGAAUCAUCUGCAAUGAAUUUCGAUUUUUUUCGCAAUGAGUUUGGUACCGGCGAGAGUGAAAGAGGAAAAGAUGAAGGGAAUUCAUGUGGGUUUAGGGAAAUUGGAAAUAAAGUUGGAGUCUUCGUUCAUGAGAAGGCAGAUGGGGUUGUCAAAUGUGGCAGGUCUUCACAAGACCAAUGUUUAAGUAAGAUUUCAGGUUCUUCGGAGUCACCGUCGUCCCUUUCAGAGCCUACGGACAUCAAAAAUUGGUUUUCAAGCUAUGUGUACGAGUCUCCUUCAUUGGGUACUACUGAUGGUUUUGGAGAUUCUCUUGCCAAGCAAAGUAAAUGCGAGAAGGAUAGGUUUUUGGUUGAAAACAGUAAGAGAGAAAAUGAAGAGGAAUUGAGGAAUUCUAGUGUAAAGAGGAGUAUUAGUAGAGAGGUUGUGGGUGAGAAGGAACAGUCAGGAGGGCUUUCGAAUUGUGACAGCUCUUGGAGAGUUACUAAGCAGGCAAGGCAAUCUAUACCUGAGGUUCCAGGUCAUUUGGAUUCCUCUUCACACUUGUCAAGUUUGUAACAACUACUCAUGCAGCUU